CCCAGCCCCGCUGUGAUGCCCGCGCGCCCCGGACGCCUCCUCCGGCCGCUGCCCCGGCCGCUGGCCUUAGCCGCGCUGCUGCUGCUGCUGUUGCUGCGGGGCGAUGGCGGCGGCGGGCGCGGGGGCGCCUGGGCCCAGGAGCCGGGGGCGGCGGCGGACGGGCCCCCCGCGGCCGACGGCGGGGACGGGCAGGACCCGCACGCCAAGCACCUGUACACGGCUGACAUGUUCGCGCACGGGAUCCAGAGCGCCGCGCACUUCGUCAUGUUCUUCGCGCCCUGGUGUGGACACUGCCAACGGCUGCAGCCGACUUGGAACGACCUGGGAGACAAGUACAACAGCAUGGAAGAUGCCAAGGUCUACGUGGCAAAAGUAGACUGCACGGCCGACUCGGAGGUGUGCUUGGCCCAGGGGGUGCGAGGAUACCCCACCUUGAAGUUUUUCAAGCCUGGCCAAGAAGCCGUGAAGUACCAGGGUCCUCGGGACUUCCAGGCACUGGAAAACUGGAUGCUGCAGACGCUGAACGAGGAGCCCGCCACACCAGCACCAGAAGUAGAACCGCCCAGAGCCCCCGAGCUCAAGCAGGGGCUGUAUGAGCUCUCAGCCAGCAACUUCGAGCUGCACGUCGCGCAAGGCGACCACUUUAUCAAGUUCUUCGCUCCGUGGUGUGGUCACUGCAAAGCUCUGGCUCCGACCUGGGAGCAGCUGGCUCUGGGCCUUGAACAUUCCGAAACUGUCAAGAUUGGCAAGGUUGAUUGUACACAGCACUAUGAACUCUGUUCCGGAAACCAGGUUCGUGGCUAUCCCACUCUUCUCUGGUUCCGAGAUGGUAAAAAGAUUGAUCAGUACAAGGGAAAGCGGGAUUUGGAGUCGCUGAGAGAAUAUGUGGAAUCACAGCGCCAGAGCGCAGAGAGGGGCGCCCCGGAGAUGGUGGAGCCUUCGGAGGCCCCAGCACCGGCUGCCGAGCCUGUGGCCGACCAGGGCACUGUGUUGGCACUCACAGAAAAUAACUUUGAUGACACUAUUGCAGAAGGAAUAACCUUCAUCAAGUUCUAUGCUCCAUGGUGUGGUCAUUGUAAGAAUCUGGCUCCUACUUGGGAGGAACUCUCUAAAAAGGAAUUCCCUGGUUUGGCAGAGGUCAAGAUCGCCGAAGUGGACUGUACUGCCGAACGGAACAUUUGCAGCAAGUACUCGGUACGAGGCUAUCCCACAUUGUUGCUUUUCCGUGGAGGAAAAAAAGUCAGUGAGCACAGUGGAGGUAGAGACCUCGACUCCUUGCACCACUUUGUUCUGCGCCAGGCAAAAGACGAACUGUAGAAACCCAGAUGGAAGUCACCUCUCCUGCCCGGCCUCCUGCACCCUGUGUAUUGGAGCUAAACCAUGCGGAUGUUGCUGAGUUUUAAAUGGUGGUUAUUUGGAAAGCUGAAUGUACUAAACUUGUGGUAUCUUCUUUGUGUGUUUGUUUUUUAAGCCAACACACUCUACAGACUCUUUAUUAAGUUUCUCUAAGUAAACAUGUAACUCAUGAUCCCUUUGCAAAAUAAAUAUUUUCAGUGGCCAUCUAGCA
This is a messenger RNA of Diceros bicornis minor, 1567 nucleotides long. It is a transcript of the gene TXNDC5, whose product is annotated as thioredoxin domain containing 5. The coding region runs from base 16 to 1317 and encodes 433 amino acids. Gene Ontology annotation, cellular component: endoplasmic reticulum. Gene Ontology annotation, molecular function: protein disulfide isomerase activity. NCBI's taxonomy places the organism in Eukaryota, Metazoa, Chordata, Mammalia, Perissodactyla, Rhinocerotidae. Gene Ontology annotation, biological process: protein folding. The transcript has 10 exons. The record is from RefSeq and is a predicted model, not a curated record.